AUGCUUACAUGUGCACCAGGACACAAACGAGUUGUUAUUUUUGUGGAUGACCUAAACAUGCCUAAAUUGGAUCGUUAUGGGUCUCAGCCUCCUAUUGAGCUCCUUCGUCAGUACCUGGACUUUGGGGGUUUCUACGACAGAGACAAACUAUUUUGGAAAGAAAUACAGGAUGUAACAAUUGCAUCAGCCUGCGCACCUCCUGGCGGUGGUCGUAAUCCUGUAACACCACGGUUCAUAAGACAUUUCGCCAUGCUGUGCCUUCCAACACCCUCAGAGCAUAGUCUUAAACAAAUUUUUCAGGCGAUCUUAAAGGGCUUUUUGGCAGAUUUCUCUCAAGCAGUAAAGCAGAAUGCAACAAACAUAGUGGAUGCUGCUGUUGAAAUCUAUCAGAGAAUGAGCAUUGAUCUUCUCCCAACACCGGCUAAAUCCCAUUAUGUAUUUAAUUUACGUGACUUGUCAAAGUGUGUGCAAGGCAUUCUUCAGUGUGAUCCUGGCUCAGUCAGAGACGAAAUGCAAGUCUUCAGACUCUUUUCCCAUGAAUGUCAAAGAAUCUUCCAUGACCGCCUCAUUAACAGUGAAGACAAACAGUACUUUCAUUCCAUACUAUCUGAAAUGGCCAGCAAACAUUUUGGAAUCCCAGUUGACCCAGAAUACUUUUUAAACAAACCAAUCAUAUUCGGGGACUUUCUUAAAUUUGGGGCAGAUAAAGCUGAUCGGAUAUAUGAAGAUCUGACUAACAUGGAAAAGAUUGUAACAGUUUUGCAAGACUAUCUGGAUGAUUACAACAUAACAAAUGCUAAGGAGACAAAACUAGUGUUCUUCCAGGAUGCCAUAGAACAUGUUUCAAGAAUUGCUCGAAUGAUUCGUCAGGAAAGGGGAAAUGCUCUGCUUGUUGGAGUUGGAGGUACAGGCAAGCAAUCUUUGACCAGACUUGCAUCUCACAUUUGUGGCUACACAUGCUUUCAAAUAGAGCUCAGCCGUGGUUAUAGCUAUGAUAGUUUCCAUGAAGAUCUGAGGAAGUUGUAUAAAAUGGCAGGAGUAGAAGACAAAGAUAUGGUUUUCCUCUUCACAGACACACAGAUUGUUGUGGAGGAGUUCUUGGAAGAUGUAAACAAUAUUCUAAAUUCUGGUGAAGUGCCUAAUCUGUUUGAAAAAGAUGAGUUGGAGCAAGUACUGGCAGCUACAAGACCCAAAGCCAAAGAAGUGGGAAUAUCAGAGGGGAACAGAGAUGAGGUGUUUCAAUUCUUUAUUAAUCGAGUUCGUCAGAAGCUGCAUAUUGUUCUCUGUAUGAGUCCUGUAGGAGAGGCUUUUAGAGCACGAUGUAGGAUGUUUCCAUCCCUUGUGAAUUGCUGCACCAUUGACUGGUUUGUGCAGUGGCCCAGAGAAGCACUUCUUUCCGUGUCAAAGACAUUUUUCCUGAAUGUUGAUCUUGGAAGUUAUGAGAUGAAAGAGAAGCUAUCAGUAAUGUGUGUAGAUAUUCACAUGAGUGUAACUGAAAUGGCAGAUCAAUAUUAUGCUGAGCUGCGGCGACGGUAUUAUACUACACCCACUUCCUAUUUAGAACUGAUCAAUCUCUACCUGACAAUGCUGAGAGAAAAAAGGAAGCAGUUGGUUUCAGCUCGGGAUCGUGUGAAAAAUGGUUUAUCCAAGCUAUUGGAAACAAAUGAGCUUGUAGAUAAAAUGAAAUUGGAUCUCUCAGCUCUAGAGCCAGUCCUGAAGGAGAAAUCUGUGGAUGUUGAGGCUUUGAUGGAAAAAUUAGCAGUGGAUCAAGAAAAUGCUGAUCAGGUUCGUCGUAUUGUUCAAGAAGAUGAAGCUGUUGCCAAAGUGAAAGCAGAAGAAACUCAGGCAAUAGCUGAUGAUGCUCAACGAGAUCUGGAUGAAGCUCUGCCAGCUUUAGAGGCUGCAAACAAAGCUCUUGACUCCUUGGAUAAAGCAGAUAUCUCUGAAAUUAGAGUUUUUACCAAGCCACCAGAUCUUGUCAUGACUGUAAUGGAAUCAAUCUGCAUUCUUCUAAAUGCAAAGCCUGACUGGGCAACAGCUAAACAGCUCCUUGGAGACUCCAACUUCCUUAAAAAACUUCUUGAAUAUGAUAAAGAAAAUAUAAAGCCACAAAUAUUGUUAAAGCUUCAAAAAUAUAUAAAUAACCCAGAUUUUGUGCCUGAAAAAGUAGAGAAGGUGUCAAAGGCGUGUCGGUCGAUGUGUAUGUGGGUGAGGGCUAUGGAUUUAUAUUCACGAGUUGUGAAAGAAGUUGAGCCAAAAAGACAAAAGUUUAAUGCUGCAAAGGCUGAGCUUGAUGCUACAAUGGCUACCCUUCGAGAGAAACAGAGAAAAUUAAGACAGGUGGAAGAGCAGAUACAGGCUCUGCAAGACCAAUAUGAAAAGAGUGUUGAAGAAAAAGAGAGCCUUGCAAGGACCAUGGCACUUACCCAAGCUCGCCUCACUCGAGCGGGAAAGCUUACAGCUGCACUGGGAGAUGAACAAGUUCGUUGGGAGGAGAGCAUCAAGAACUUUGAAGAUGAGAUUUCAAACAUCAUAGGGAAUGUAUUCAUAGCAGCUGCUUGUGUUGCCUAUUACGGUGCUUUUACAGCACAGUACAGGCAACUGCUGAUUGAAUGUUGGAUCAAGACGUGUCAGAAUUUAGAGCUUCCCAUCAGUCCUGACUUCAGCCUCAUAAACAUACUGGGAGAUCCCUAUGAGAUUCGCCAGUGGAACACUGAUGGGUUACCACGUGACUAUGUGUCCACUGAGAAUGGGAUUCUUGUGACUAGGGGACGACGGUGGCCACUGAUGAUUGACCCCCAAGACCAAGCAAAUCGAUGGAUAAGAAACAAAGAAGCAAAAAGUGGCUUAAAGAUAAUCAAACUUACUGACGCUGGUUUCCUGCGUACACUUGAGAAUGCUAUUCGUUUGGGUUUGCCCGUUCUUCUAGAAGAGCUCAAGGAAGCCUUGGACCCUGCUCUGGAGCCUAUUCUUUUGAAGCAGACCUUUGUUUCUGGUGGAAGAAUGCUCAUUCGCCUUGGAGAUUCUGACAUUGAUUACGAUAAAAACUUCAGGUUCUACAUGAUAACGAAAUUACCAAAUCCACACUACCUUCCAGAGGUGUGCAUCAAGGUCACUAUAAUCAAUUUCACUGUAACCAGAUCUGGCCUUGAGGAUCAGCUGUUAAGUGACGUUGUGCGACUGGAGAAACCUGAUCUUGAGAAUCAAAGAACCCAGCUCAUUGUACGAAUCAAUUCUGAUAAAAAUCAACUGAAGGCCAUUGAAGACAAAAUUCUGAAAAUGUUGUUUACUUCUCAGGGAAACAUAUUGGACAAUGAAGAACUCAUCAACACACUGCAGGAAUCAAAGGUUACCUCUGGUGCCAUUAAAUCAAGACUGCAAGAAGCAGAAACAACUGAGGAGAAGAUAAAUGCAGCACGUGAAAAAUACCGCCCUGUUGCCACUCGUGGAUCUGUCAUGUACUUUGUAAUUGCCAGCUUGUCAGAGAUAGAUCCUAUGUAUCAAUUUUCCUUAAAAUAUUUUAAGCAGUUAUUUAAUACAACCAUUGAGACAUCUGAAAAGAAUGAUAAUCUGCAGCAGCGCCUAGCAAUACUGCUCAAUCAGACUCUGUAUGCAACUUACAUAAAUGUAUCUCGGGGCCUUUUUGAGGAACACAAACUCAUCUACAGCUUUAUGCUGUGUAUUGAAAUCAUGCGACAGAGGGAGGAACUUACAGAUGCAGAAUGGAAUUUUUUCCUCCGCGGAGCUGCUGGCUUAGACAAGGAACGGCCAUCUAAGCCUAAUGUUCCCUGGCUUGAAGACACCAUGUGGUAUAUGUGCUGUGACUUAGAGGAAAUGCUCCCAUGUUUUAAAGGCCUUCAAAAGGAAAUACUUUCCAGGCACAUUUUCAUUAAAAUAGGGUGCCUUGAUAUUCACAUUAACCCAGAAGCUUGGGAAGGCUAUGAUUCUGAGCUUUCAUAUCAUUCAGGCCAAGUUGAAGAAGAAAAAAAGGAAGGCUUAACAAAAGGUCCCUGGGACACAAGGCUGAGCAUGUUUCAGAAACUGAUUAUUGUGAAAUGUUUUAUGGAAGAAAAGGUUGUCUCUGCGCUGACUGAGUUUGUAAUAGAAAAUCUUGGAAAACAAUUCAUAGAGAAUCCCCCAGUUGACCUGGGAACUCUUUAUCAAGACAUGUCCUCUUCCACUCCUCUAGUAUUUAUCUUAAGCACAGGCUCUGAUCCCAUGGGAGCUUUUCAGAGGUUUGCAAAAGAGCGAGGAUAUUCAGAACGACUGGAGUCAAUUUCACUAGGUCAAGGCCAAGGACCUAUUGCAGCAAAGAUGAUAAAGGAUGCAAUGAAAACAGGAAAUUGGGUAUUUCUGCAAAACUGUCACCUAGCAGUUUCAUGGAUGUUAGCUAUGGAAGAACUUAUUAAAAGUUUUACAGAGCCAAAUGUAUGUAUUCAUGAGAAUUUUCGACUCUAUUUAAGUUCCAUGCCUAGUGAAACUUUUCCAGUCACAGUCCUCCAGAAUUCUGUCAAGGUAACCAAUGAGCCUCCAAAGGGACUUCGUGCAAAUAUCAGGAGAGCAUUUACAGAAAUGACGACUACAUUUUUUGAGGAAAAUAUCCUUGGCAAAAAAUGGAGAAAAAUCAUUUUUGGCAUUUGCUUCUUCCAUGCUAUUAUCCAGGAGAGGAAAAAAUUUGGACCUCUUGGCUGGAACAUCUGCUAUGAAUUCAAUGACAGUGACAGAGAAUGUGCCUUGCUGAACCUAAACCUUUACUGUCAAGAAGAAAAAAUACCAUGGGAUGCCCUGACUUACAUAACAGGUGAAAUUACUUAUGGAGGGCGAGUUACAGACACCUGGGACCAGAGAUGUCUGCACACAAUCUUAAAGCGGUUUUUUGCUCCUGAAACGUUAGAAGAUGAUUACAAAUACUCAGAAUCAGGUGUAUAUUUUGCACCUGUUGCUGAUAGCUUGCAAGAUUUUAAAGAAUACAUUGAAAAUCUUCCUUUGAUUGAUGACCCAGAAAUAUUUGGAAUGCAUGAAAAUGCUAAUUUAGUUUUCCAGCGUAAAGAGACUAACACUUUGAUUACAACAAUACUUGAGGUUCAGCCAAGAUCAACUACACAAGGGUCAGGAAAAAGCAAUGAUGAAAUUGUUCAAGAGCUUGCCAGCACCAUUCUGACAAAGCUGUCACGAAAGCUGGACAUGGAAGCUGCUUCAGAGAGCCUUUUCAUCAAAGAUGACCAAGGCCGUGUGGACUCUUUAACAACUGUGCUUGGACAAGAAGUGGAUCGGUUCAACAAUCUGCUUAUGCUAUUGAGAGUCUCUUUAAACACUCUCAACAAAGCUAUUGCUGGUUUUGUGGUGAUGUCAGAAGAGAUGGAGAAAGUAUACAACAGCUUUCUCAACAACCAAGUUCCUACACUUUGGGCCAAUGCAGCAUACCCCUCACUGAAGACAUUAGGAGGAUGGGUAAAGGACCUUGUCCUAAGGAUAGCCUUUGUAGAUACAUGGCUCAGCAUGGGUCAGCCAAAGUCUUUCUGGAUCUCUGGUUUCUUUUUUCCUCAAGGAUUUCUGACAGGAACGCUUCAGAAUCAUGCUCGGAAAUACAAUUUGCCAAUAGAUGAGCUCAGUUUCAGCUACAAUGUUAUCCCUGUUUAUCGAGACCAAGCACACGUUACAGAAGCAUUAAAAAUGAGCCAAUUUGGGCAAGAAUUACCUAUGGAUAUGGAGUUACCCUCUCCUGAAGAUGGUGUAUUGGUUCAUGGGAUGUUCAUGGACGCUAGUCGCUGGGAUGAUGAAGAGAUGGUUAUAGAGGAUGCUUUGCCUAGGCAAAUGAAUCCUAUGUUGCCAGUGGUGCAUUUUGAACCCCAACGAAAUUAUGAACCAAGUCCGUCUCUGUAUCAGUCACCACUCUAUAAAACUGGAGCCAGAGCAGGAACGCUCUCCACCACAGGUCAUUCUACCAAUUUUGUGGUAACAGUACUAUUACCCUCAAAAAGACCAAGUGACUACUGGAUAUCAAAAGGAGCUGCCUUGCUUUGCCAGCUGAAUGAAUAAGCAGGAUGUGGAUACAACACAAGAGGGGAUUUGUAUAUAUUGCGUUCAGUGUAUACCCAAAACACAUUUUAGUAUUAUGACAGCCCUAAACCAAAAACAUAAGUAAGGAUUGGACUCUUGACAAUAUAAUAGUAUGAAAUACCAGUCUAUUCAUUGUCUUUUCUGUUUGACUUAGACUUUAUGAAAUAAAAUAUAGCUUGAUGUUA
Molecule: messenger RNA, 6245 nt
Organism: Gavialis gangeticus (Gharial)
Lineage: Eukaryota; Metazoa; Chordata; Crocodylia; Gavialidae
Gene: DNAH6
Product: dynein axonemal heavy chain 6
Exons: 39
Coding region: 1-6039 (2012 amino acids)
Biological process (GO): microtubule-based movement
Cellular component (GO): dynein complex
Molecular function (GO): dynein light intermediate chain binding; minus-end-directed microtubule motor activity; dynein intermediate chain binding
Source: RefSeq, a predicted model, not a curated record